Molecule: messenger RNA, 2089 nt
Organism: Theobroma umbraticum
Lineage: Eukaryota; Viridiplantae; Streptophyta; Magnoliopsida; Malvales; Malvaceae
Biological process (GO): carbohydrate metabolic process
Molecular function (GO): catalytic activity; carbohydrate binding
Source: RefSeq, a predicted model, not a curated record
CGAGGAUUCUCAAAAUCUUCAUGGACCUCUGACAAAACCUAGCCUGCAAACAAAAACGUCAAGUCUUCAAAAACCAUGUCGCCUAUUGGGGUUCAACUCCAUAUUCAGGAUACUCAUGUGAUGAUAGAUAAUGGCGUACUCCAACUGACAUUAUCGAACCCUGAUGGAAUUGUGACCGGCAUUCGAUAUAAUGACAUCGACAACUUGCUGGAAGUUCUAAAUGAAGAAUCGAAUAGAGGGUACUGGGACCUUGUUUGGAGCUCACCGGGUACUGCUGGAACUGCUGGCUUAUUUGACGUGAUUAAGGGAACAAGUUUUAAGGUUAUAGUGGAAAAUGAGGAUCAAGUUGAGGUCUCCUUCACAAGGACGUGGGAUUCCUCCCAAGAGGGCAGGCUUGUUCCUCUAAAUAUAGACAAAAGGUUCAUUGUGCUGCGUGGUUGCUCAGGCUUCUACUCUUAUGCCAUUUAUGAGCACUUGAAAGAUUGGCCUGGUUUUAACCUCGCUGAGACCAGAAUCGCAUUCAAGCUGAGAAAAGACAAGUUUCACUACAUGGCUAUGGCAGACAGUAGGCAAAGAUUCAUGCCUCUGCCUGAUGACCGGUUGCCAGGAAGAGGUCAAGCCCUGGCUUACCCAGAAGCUGUCCUCCUGGUUGACCCCGUGGAGCCCGAGUUGAAAGGAGAGGUGGAUGACAAGUACCAAUAUUCAUGUGACAACAGAUACAGCCAAGUCCACGGCUGGAUACGCACUGACCAACCAGCAGUAGGAUUCUGGAUGAUCACACCCGGCAACGAGUUCCGCUCCGGUGGACCCGUCAAACAGAACUUAACCUCUCAUGUGGGCCCCACCACCCUUGCUGUGUUUCUCAGUGCUCAUUAUUCCGGAGAAGACCUGGUGCCGAAAUUCAGUGCAGGCGAGGCCUGGAAGAAAGUGUUUGGCCCUGUUUUUAUCUAUCUCAACUAUGCAAUGGAAGGAGAUGAUCCGUUUUCGCUUUGGGAGGAUGCUAAAGAACAGAUGAUUACUGAAGUCCAGAGCUGGCCUUACACUUUCCCAGCUUCAGAGGAUUUUCCUAAAUCGGACCAACGGGGUAGUGUUAGCGGUAGACUUCUUGUGCAUGACAGGUACGUUAGUGAUGACAACAUACCAGCAAAUGGAGCUUACAUAGGAUUGGCUCCACCAGGAAAUGCUGGCUCAUGGCAAAGAGAAUGCAAGGACUACCAAUUUUGGACCCAAACAGACGUAAAUGGCUAUUUUUUGAUCAAUGACAUACGAACCGCUGAUUAUAACCUUUACGCAUGGGUUCCUGGUUUUAUUGGAGAUUAUCGAUCUGAUGUUGCCAUCACUAUAACUCCAGGUAGUUAUAUUGAGGUGGGUGAUCUCAUUUAUGAACCUCCGAGAAAUGGACCUACAUUGUGGGAAAUAGGCAUCCCUGAUCGUUCUGCUGCAGAAUUUUAUGUCCCAGAUCCUAAUCCUAAGUACAUCAACAAACUUUAUGUUAACCAUCCUGAUAGGUUUAGACAGUAUGGACUAUGGGAAAGAUAUGCAGAACUGUAUCCUGUUGGAGAUCUAGUUUACACAGUUGGCAGUAGUGACUACAAAAAAGAUUGGUUCUUUGCUCAAGUAACCAGGAAGACUGAUGAUAACAAGUAUCAAGGAACAACAUGGCAAAUUAGGUUCAAACUUGACAAUGUGGAUCAGAGUAAUUCCUAUAAAUUACGCUUGGCGAUUGCAUCUGCAACUUUAUCCGAAUUGCAGAUUCGAAUUAAUGAUCCAAAAGGAAAUCCUUUAUUUUCAAGUGGACUAUUCGGGAGGGACAACUCAAUUGCAAGGCAUGGAAUUCAUGGACUCUACUGGCUGUACAAUGUAGAUAUACCUGGAAAACUGCUUGUACAAGGUGAUAACACUAUCUUCCUGACGCAACCACGAAGCAGCGGUCCGUUUCAAGGGAUUAUGUAUGAUUACAUACGAUUAGAAGGCCCCCCAACUUCAAGUUCCAAGAAAGAACAUAUGAGUGCAUUGUCAGAGGAGAUGGAAUUGGAUCAUAAUCGUUGAACGUUUGUUGUUUGUCCUGAUCAAAGCUGCAUUAAAGUAA